This is a messenger RNA of Musca domestica (house fly), 738 nucleotides long. RefSeq lists its product as uncharacterized. The record is from RefSeq and is a predicted model, not a curated record. The transcript is spliced from 5 exons. Bases 1 to 738 code for a protein of 245 amino acids. NCBI's taxonomy places the organism in Eukaryota, Metazoa, Arthropoda, Insecta, Diptera, Muscidae.
AUGCUCAGGAGAUUGAGUGUGAUGUUCAUCGUGAAUAUCUGCACACUAUGCUCACUAAUUUUGGCUACACAGAUUUCUGUGGUGGCUCUUAAGAGAACUUUAGAUUAUAAAACCAUUAAAUUCUUGACGGCAGAGACCAAAGUAAAUAAAUCCUAUGCCCUGGCUUAUCGUCUCGAUAUUCGCAAGGAUAAACAUAUUGCGGAUAUUUUUGUACAAGUCACUCGAAAAUUACCAAACAAUUUAGGCUUGCUGGUAACACUGAAAUUGAAAACCAAUGCAAUGGUGCAGCACCCAGAUCGCUCACCGAUCAUGUUUCAAGUCGAAUUUAAAGUUUGUGAUUUUCUGACAAAGAAAAACGCCCGAUUUUCGGGGUUCCUGUUGCCGUUUCUUAGGAAAUCCAUUGUCAACAGUCAAUUUCCCAAGGGAUGUCCAAUAGAGGCGGCCAACUACACUUGGAUUGGCUUAAAUUUAAAAGAUCUGAAAAUACCAACAUUUUUACCAAACAGCCAAUACGAUGUUACCGUGCUAACUUAUAUACCGAGGGAUUCGGCACGGGAACUAGUCUUAAAUUUGCAUUUAUUAACGGAAAUAAAAAAGGUAAUGCAUGUGGUCAGCCCCAAAGAAUCACAGCACAAGAAAAACGCCCCCAGUCGAGUUGUAACAAAUCCUGAAAAUAAGCACAAGAAUAAAGCGGCAGAAAUUCUUCUAAAAAAGAUCCAACUAAUAAUCAGACGUUAG